CUCCUAAUUCAUUACUGUUCACAGCUAUAACAAAUGAUGGUUUAUAUAUUGUUCAUUAUUGUAUAGCAGAAACUUUAUCAUAUGUACGUAUCGAUGGUUAUUAUGAUCUUGUUUCAAUGCAUGCCAAAAAUCGACAAAUUGUAUGUACAGCUCGUCAAGGUAUUAUCGAUAUACAUAAAUGGAAAUGUGUUGUAAAUGAAGAUGAUGGCAAUGUCAAAAAUGAUGCGUUUCAUAAGUAUCAAUAUUAUAUGUCUCCAUCGAUAUUAGUUCAUCAUCUGUCACUACGAUCAAACAGUCAGCUGAAAAUGGUCAGUGAUUUUGUUUGA
This is a messenger RNA of Rotaria sp. Silwood2, 326 nucleotides long. The record is from the annotation of a GenBank genome assembly. NCBI's taxonomy places the organism in Eukaryota, Metazoa, Rotifera, Eurotatoria, Philodinida, Philodinidae.